Molecule: messenger RNA, 1080 nt
Organism: Symbiodinium sp. CCMP2592
Lineage: Eukaryota; Dinophyceae; Suessiales; Symbiodiniaceae
Source: the annotation of a GenBank genome assembly
AUGGGUGCGGUCAAGUCGGUAUUCUCUGCCGGAAAGGGUCUAGCAAACCUACUGCUUCGAGGAUCCAAGAGCAAGGUGGACAGGGACAAGUUUGACCGCGCGUUCUCGAAGUAUCCACCAACAGCAUCGCGGACGUGGGGGUUCCAGAACAGUAAUGCUGCUUUGUAUGCGAAUGACAGCUGGUUCUCCACGCAGAAGCGCAUCCGAAUGAGCGAAAUCAAUCGGUUUAUCGGCUUGAGACCAUAUCCUGCGAAACCUGCCGGCAAAGCUUUUCGCCCUGGCGACUACAAUCUUGUUUGGGGAAAUCCGGAGAGAUAUUACCGGGGCGAUGCUCAAGACCAGAACUACAGCCUGCAGUUCGCGAACCAGCUGCAUCACGACGUUGGAACGGUGGGAGUGGUUUGUGCCUCCGCGCUGCCCGACCAGGGAACCAGCGGCCUCAGCGGCCUCGGGGAUGGGUCGCCUUCCACAGCUCGGCAGAGCUCCUGGGUGCCUCGGCUCAAAUCUCAAAGUCGGACUGGUGACAUCUACGGGGUCAUUUGGGUGUUUCACCACAGCCGCCUCAGGGACGCUGCAGAGCUCGGCGACGUCGAGGCUGCAGAAGCUUUGCUCCAGCAGGCAUUGGAAAGGAACCAGGGUUGGGUCAACGACCGGUUCCUGCACAACAACUUCCUAAAGGCCUGCGCCCAUGCCGGCGAUGUCGCGAGGGCCGAGCGGUUCUUCCAGCAGAUGCAGUCAGAUGGCGUGGAGGCAAACAUCAAGACCUACGGCAAGCUCAUGGAGGCUGCAGCGCAGGUCGGUGAUGUUCACACCACGAAAAAGUGGUUCGACGAACUCCGGGCCAGCUGCUUCACCCCCGAUGUGGACCACUACAACAUGAUGGCUCGGGCCCACUUCAAGGCCCAGAACUUCCUUGCUGGCCGGCAGUGGCUCUUCGAUGAGACCUUCAGAGAUCGUCUUGCACCGGACAUCGUGAGCUACAACGAGCUCCUGGGCUUGGGAAGGAAGGAAGAGUCUCAGGUUAAGAACACAACGUUUGAAGGGUCGAAGAGGCCAACGGCGACUAACGGCAAGAUGUAG